Molecule: messenger RNA, 831 nt
Organism: Trichobilharzia regenti
Lineage: Eukaryota; Metazoa; Platyhelminthes; Trematoda; Strigeidida; Schistosomatidae
Source: the annotation of a GenBank genome assembly
AUGAAGCAGUUAAGCGUCUCUAACUUUAGGCGGUGUACUACGAAAUCAUAUAUUAACAGUCAGACAAGUUCCGACAAUUCAAAGUGUAAUAUAUCUUCCUGUAUAUAUGGUGGAUCAAACAUUAUUAUGAAAUCUAGCAUGGGCGAAAUAUUACCGAAUACAGUCAAUGGACAGACUCGCGCAAGAAUAUGUCUUUUACAGUAUGUCAUUUUUACAAGCAUCAUGGUUGUGAUCACGAUGAUUACGACUUUGUUGGUGGCGAACAUAAAUACACUUCAAAACUUGCUCUCAACAUGGCAUAUAUCACUUGCUCUCAUAUUAUUUGGUGCAGUCUUCGCAUCAGUUUUGAUUCUUGUUCAAAAAGUCGAAUCGCAAUUUCCAGCGAAUUAUAUCUUUCUUUUACUCACUGUAUUAACUUCGUCUUGUGGAAUCGCUGGACUGACAGAAUCUUUUCAUUUAUGGACAGCGUUAUCAUGGAGUUUGGCGAUAUUGCUAGCCGUGAUAGCCGUGUUAGUUGGGUACAAACUGAGACCAUUAAGUCGUACAGGGGACAAUAUUAUGAUAAUUUUGGCAUUCGUACUGAUGCUGUUGGGUGUUAUUCUGUUAGCUUCUGUAUACUUUUCCGGCUAUAAAGUAGCAGCGUAUAUAGUCUUCAGCGUACUUUUUGGACUUGGCUUAACUGUGGCAUUAUUUUUAACAGCACAAGUUCUAAAACUUUGCUCUCAGAAGUCGAGAAUCACUUCGUUACCAGUUAAAUUGGCUCUCAUUACCUGGGCCUUGAUAAUUUUGUUAUAUCUGACCAUAUCAAUCAACUUUCCUAUGGAAGAAUGA